UCGUUUCGAACGCACACGCGGUGCAGCAUGGGAAUUAAAAUGGAAGGUGAGAGACAACGCAACACAAUCUUGUGUCGUUCUGAGGAAUUGUGAGCUUUAAUAGUUGCGCUGAGGAAAUCAACACAAUGCAGAGGUUGAUUUUGUUUAGCAGUGCGUUCAGAAGCGGACUUCACGCGCGCUGUUUUCGCUGCUCGAGACUUGAGAAUGCGUGCUGGACUCAGCUUAGAAAACACUCUCAAGAUCAACCCAGCGAUGGUCGAGUACACUUUAGCUGUUACAGUUUACCGCACAGGACUCUCAUCAAUGUGUCCGGGCAAGACACGAGCUCAUUUCUUCAAGGAAUAAUAACCAAUGACAUGUUACUCCUGGAAGAGGACGCAGUGCGCGCGAUGUAUGCUCACAUCCUCAAUGUUCAAGGCAGGACACUGUACGACAUCAUCCUUUACAGUUUAAAAGGGAACCCAGAUGGAUUUAAUGGCGUGCUUCUGGAGUGUGACCGAACUGUACAGGACUCGGUCAUGCAGCUUCUGAAGGUUUACAAGAUACGUCGCAAAGUAAACUUCAGCUUGUGUCCCAGUCUCUCGCUGUGGGCUCUGUUACCUCCAAAUAAAGCUGCAGGACCGGGGCAGUCAAAGCCGGAUGUUACUGCAGCAGAUAAAGUGUUAGUACUGGAGCCAGACCCAAGAACUGAACUCAUGGGCUGGAGGAUGGUCACUAGCGGUCAGAAUAAGCCACAGGAGCUCGUCUCUGCUUGUCGAGAGGGCAACACUGAAGAAUACCACAGGCAUCGCUAUGAAAUCGGACUGCCUGAAGGAGUGAAAGACCUUCCUCCAGGCGAGGCUCUUCCGCUGGAGUCUAACCUUGUCUACAUGCAGGGAAUUAGCUUCAGAAAGGGAUGCUACAUCGGACAGGAGCUGACUGCCAGAACUCACCACACUGGUGUGAUAAGGAAGCGCCUGAUGCCUGUCACCAUGUCUGCUCCGGCCGAGACCCUGGACCAAGGUGCCGCUCUUGAGACUGAGGGGGGCAAGCCAGCUGGGAAACACAGGGCAGGACUGGACACGCUGGGACUGAGCCUCGUACGCUUGGCUCAUGCCAAAGAGCCACUAAAACUGAAAUCCUCCGAUGGAGUGACGGUGACUUUAAAGGCUACUGUACCUGACUGGUGGCCAAAAAACAGUAAAGAUUAAUCAAUCCGCAACACUAGGAAGGUCAAAGGCCCGCUUGAGUGAAUUGUGAUGCAGAUAAUAUUUAUUUAGCUAAUUAUAAAAAUGACUUUCACACAGAAAUCUGAUGAUGAUGUUUUAGUUGACACCUUGAAAUAAAAUGUA
This is a messenger RNA of Carassius auratus (goldfish), 1331 nucleotides long. It is a transcript of the gene iba57, whose product is annotated as iron-sulfur cluster assembly factor IBA57. Gene Ontology annotation, molecular function: protein binding. The record is from RefSeq and is a predicted model, not a curated record. Lineage: Eukaryota; Metazoa; Chordata; Actinopteri; Cypriniformes; Cyprinidae. The coding region runs from base 126 to 1190 and encodes 354 amino acids. The transcript is spliced from 3 exons. Gene Ontology annotation, biological process: iron-sulfur cluster assembly. Gene Ontology annotation, cellular component: mitochondrial matrix.